Messenger RNA from Loa loa (African eye worm), 1145 nucleotides. RefSeq lists its product as hypothetical. The record is from RefSeq and is a predicted model, not a curated record. Gene Ontology annotation, biological process: G protein-coupled receptor signaling pathway. Bases 1 to 1116 code for a protein of 371 amino acids. Lineage: Eukaryota; Metazoa; Nematoda; Chromadorea; Rhabditida; Onchocercidae. Gene Ontology annotation, cellular component: membrane. The transcript is spliced from 5 exons. Gene Ontology annotation, molecular function: G protein-coupled receptor activity.
AUGGAAUUAACCAGUGCUAGUGUAAUCAGAAAUGACACAAGCGCCACAGAAAUUACUAUUCUAUCAACAAUUCCUGGUAUGAUGAAAGAAGUGCCAACGCUUGAACCAAGUUGCUAUGUCAUUGAUACGGAGCAUUUGACUGAACGUUUAUGGCUCGUAACAAUCCUUGGCUCAACUCUUAGUGCUAUCAGUAUUGUUGAAAAUGCUUUCCUAUUCUUGAUUUUUAUCACCAGCAAGCAGCAUCGUCGUAGUUAUUCGUUGUAUUUAUUGCUUCUGGCACUCACUGAUAUAUUCAUUAGUUUAAGUUAUAUACUAAUAAUGAUGACAUAUGUAGUGCCGAUGAUGACCAUGUCGCAUGUUGCUAUAACGGCUUCAUCAUUUCUUAUUGUUUUCGCUACCGUAGAAAGAUUCUGUAUCACCGCUUCAAGUCAUUAUGUCGAAUUUUUGCAGAAUAAUCGCUGCUACAUUGCUUUGAUAGCUGUAUUAAUUGGUGUGUUCACCAAGGGAACACUGAUACUUGAACUCAGGCCAGUUCAUGAUUUCAACUGUAUUGGAACACUUAAUGAAUACCGGUUGGAGAUAACAGCACUGGUAAUUCACAAUGAAUACUACAAAUUGUUUCGUUUUUGGUUCCGCAAUAUUGUUACUAUUCUAUUUCCGUUUUUCACGUUAAUCUUCCUGAAUGCUCGGAUUGUCAACGAGCUAAGGAAAAGUUUCCUUGCUGAAAAACAUAAUAUAGAAUCAACGCAUGCUAAAGAACGAAAAGCUCGAAUUCGAGCAGCUACACGAACUUUAAUGCUUGUUGCGUGCACUUAUCUUCUAGCAAAUAUGCUCAAUGUUAUUAUAACCAUUUGGGAACACACUGACGCUAAGUCACUUUUUAGCAGCUUCUUGGACUUCUAUAUCUUCAGUGUUGACACAGUAUCGUUGUUGACCAUUGUAGCAUGCGCUUUACGACUGCCUAUCUAUGCAAGUUGUCAACCAGCGCUUCGUGUAGAAAUGAUUCAUUGUGGAAAGGCAUUUUGUAAGAGGCCGAGACACAUGAAUAACGAGCGUCAUAAAGCACCACUUAUCAGUCGCAAUGAUACUAUCAGUGAAACAUUAUUCAAUGUAUAAAGUAGAAACAGAAAAAAACUUUAAUGCAA